Pneumocystis carinii B80 is the source of this 2088-nucleotide messenger RNA. RefSeq lists its product as hypothetical. Gene Ontology annotation, cellular component: Golgi membrane. NCBI's taxonomy places the organism in Eukaryota, Fungi, Ascomycota, Pneumocystomycetes, Pneumocystales, Pneumocystaceae. Bases 1 to 2088 code for a protein of 695 amino acids. Gene Ontology annotation, molecular function: protein binding; palmitoyltransferase activity. The transcript has 9 exons. Gene Ontology annotation, biological process: protein palmitoylation. The record is from RefSeq and is a predicted model, not a curated record.
AUGAAAAAAUCGGGUUUCUUGAAGGAUAAAGAUGAGUCAUUAUCAGGAAUUGUUCUGCCAAAGUCAGACUUAGCGCUUGCCAAGUUGAACCAAGAAAAAGCGUUAAGUAUUGAUAGAAAACAAGAAAAUCAAGAAAGAUCAUCAUUAGAUGUGUUUUUUGAUGCAUCAAGAAGAGGUGAUUUGAAUUUGAUUGAAUAUAUGUGUGGAUCGGGAGAAAUUAUGGCAAAUAUAUCGGAUGAUCAAGGUGUUACAGCUUUACAUUGGGCCUCUAUUAAUGAUCAGUUAAAUGUUGGACGAUAUCUUUUAUUAAAUGGAGUUGAUGUAAAUGUUCAAGGAGGAGAACUUUGUGCAACACCGGUUCAUUGGGCAGCAAAAAAUGGACAUGUAUAUAUGAUUGAUAUGCUUUAUCGGUCGGGAGCAUCAUUAGAAUUAACGGAUUUACAAGGGUUUACGGCGCUUCAUUUAGCAACACAUCGAUCAAGUGUGAUGCUUGUUGUUUAUCUUCUUCAUCAAAAUGUACAGAUUGAUUGUUUAGAUUGUAGGAAUCAUACGCCUCUUAUGUGGGCGGCGUAUAAUGGAGAUGUGUCAAUUGUUGAUAUACUUCUUCGUUGGGGGGCAGAUGUUAAAUUACAGGAUAAACAGGGAAUGACGGCUCUUCAUUGGGCAAUUGUCAAAGGAAAAUAUUUCCAAAAUAUUGUAUUUAUGUUAAUGAAUAAUGGUAAAACUGCUGAAAAAAUAGCUGAAGAAAUGAAUCGUACUUUUCUCUGGAAAAGUAUAUUGAAGGAAGCCGGGAGAGAUGCUUCUGGUAAAUUAAAAAAGCGAAUAUUGGGUUCAAAAAGUUCUAAUGUAGUCUUAUUUUUUGGCCCAUUUUUCGUCUUUGGCUUUUCAUUCUGGAUUUUUACUGUUUUCCCUAUAUUUCUUUCUAUUCCUUUUGCAUUACUUCUCUUUGUAGGUUUUCAUAUAUUUUUCGUUAAAGUUAUUUCGACUGAAUAUGAUACUUUUCUUGUUAUACAUAAGACUAAAUAUUUUUCUGGUAUUUUUUUUGGAACAUUACUCUGGGUUAUUCUUCGGUGGAUAUUUGUUUUACUUGAAAGUACUUGGAAGAAUAGUCCCUCUUUUAACAUUUCAUUUUUCAUCAUUGUUUGUUUUUCAAUUAUCUCUUUUUUCUAUAUUAUGUUUUCAAAUCCUGGAUAUAUACCCAAACCUCAAGGAAUUAAGGAACAAAGAGAAGUAAUAGAUGAUUUAAUUAAGGAAAGGUCGUUUGAUAGACAGCAUUUCUGUAUUUUUUGUUAUUCAAGAAAACCAUUGAGAAGUAAGCAUUGUAAAGUGUGUUCAAGAUGUGUUGCACGUUUUGAUCACCAUUGUCCUUGGACAGGGAAUUGUAUAGGUUUAAGGAAUCAUAGAUCGUUUAUACUUUAUAUUAUUAUGGUGCAAAUAGGGAUUGUUUUUUUUCUUCGGUUGCUAAUCAUUCAUUUUACGGUUUUAGAUUCUUCAGAAUUGUCUAAAAAGUGUUUUGCUUUUUUGAAAUUGCUUUGUGAACCUUUUUUGCUAGAUCCUUUUACAUUUGUAUUAGCAUUAUGGACUUUUUUACAACUUAUUUGGGUUACAUUGUUGCUAAUUGUUCAAUUAUUUCAGAUUUCACAUUCUAUAACUACAAACGAAGCAAGAAACUUGGAUAAAUAUGGUUUUAUGGGUAAAAUUGAGCAAGAUUUUUAUAAAAAAGAUGCUGCAUACAUGUUGAACUCUACUCUUUCAAAUAGUGAUGUAGAGUCUCAUCAUUAUUGUUCUCAUAAGAAAAGAUAUCGUAUGCUUUUAAUGUUAUCAAGAUUUCUGGGUAUUCAUCAUUUUCUAAAAAUAAUAUCUAUUUUUUCAAAGUCUGUAUCUUUGAUAAAUAAUACUAAAAAUCCAUUUAAUCAUGGUAUUGUAUCAAAUUGUAAAGACUUCUGGAGUUCUGGAACAGGAGAAAUUUCUGUAUUGGAUUUUACAAAUAAAAAAAAACAUUCUUAUACAGAAGGAAGUGCUUAUAUCAAUGGCCAGUUGAUCAAUUACUAUUACUUAUAUGAUUUUUUAGAAUUUCAUAAAGAUUAA